Messenger RNA from Phanerochaete carnosa HHB-10118-sp, 1095 nucleotides. RefSeq lists its product as uncharacterized. Lineage: Eukaryota; Fungi; Basidiomycota; Agaricomycetes; Polyporales; Phanerochaetaceae. The transcript is spliced from 15 exons. The coding region runs from base 1 to 1095 and encodes 364 amino acids. The record is from RefSeq and is a predicted model, not a curated record.
AUGUCCAAUGCGUCCGGGCCCAUAGACAACCCCAUUAUUAUCAAUGCCGUGCCUGAGUAUGGCGGGACCCUCAUCGGCGCGAUUGUUUCCGCAGCAUUAUGGGGUAUCUCCUGCAUGCAAAUGCUAAUUCAUGUAUUUUCUGAACUACGACUCCGAUCAUUGGUCGCUCAAGCUCUUGGUACGAGCCAUUUCUCUGUCCCACGCCGCUAUCCUAAAGCAUCGUACAAGGUCGUUUACGUAUGGGUAGCUGAUACCUUGGUGGAGGCUCUCGGAUUUGCUGGCAUAUUCGACCAGCUAAUCAUUCGCUGGGGUUCCAUCAUCGCAUUUGACACCAUCAUGCGAACUUUAGUGGAUUCAUCAAUUCUCCCAGAGUCGGGGGUGGAUUAUGCGUGCCACUAUGAUAUUUAUGAAGCAAGUAGUACAUGCUCAACGGCUAUGCGUAAGGCUAUGUUGUCCCUUUCGCAGCUGCAUGCGUCCAGCUCUGAUUACUGGAGUGUGGACUGUAUGGAUUCUCCUUACGUCAAUGGGCUGUGUAGAGAUUCACGACAAGGUGCUGCAGCGACUCUGGCGUCACAAAGAAUAGUUACCGUCGAAAUUAUAAGUCGGGCUAUCCCCGCCUUUGUCGACAUCUUCAUCGCUCUGUGGAUGACAUUUUUACUCUGGCGCAGUAAAGAGCGCGCGCGAGUCUUCAGGAGAUCGAAUCGGCUCAUACUGCGCUUAAUGCUAUUGACAAUCAAUGCUGGUAUCUGGACAGCCGUUCUUUCAAUCAUCGACCUAAGCUUGAUUGCGUGGAACCCCGGUAAACUUAUAUUCGACGCCUUCGAAUUUCCGCUUGCCUCCCUUUACCUUAACAUGCUCCUUGCCAGCCUGAAUGCAAGGCGAUUCCUCAGGCGGAGCGGAGGGAGUGUCGGAGAAGUAAGGCUUACGGCUCUUGAGCUGGACGCGAGAUCACGUCAAUCUACGGGCCUCUCUUUCCCUCUGACGAGCGACAGCGCUGCGCUUGGCAGAUGCGAGGAUUCUGCUCUUGCUAUCCGCAUAGACAAAUCUAUGACUACACACAGUGACAGUGAUCUAGAACGUAAUGCCAAAAAUUAG